AUGAAACUCAUUCAUACUCAGUCCUACCAGUUGUCUGAGGUCGCGGACUUCAACAUACCUCCAUUUGCAGUGCUGUCUUACGCACCGGCGGCUUUGUUUCCUUGUGAUAGCCAGCAAGUUCUCUCGCAGCGAACGGCUACUCAUUUUAACAACACCGUCUUACAGGCUUGUCAGAAAGCAGACGCCCGGGGACUGCAAUUUCUCUGGUUCGGAUCUGUAUGCGUUGACAAGACCUCGUCUUUGGGCCUGCAACACGCUGUAAGCUAUUCCUUUCGCCUUCUGCAAGCAGCAACAGUGUGUUUUGUCUAUCUCCAAGACCUCUUGCCGUCUUCUGCCUCACUAGAAGAAAGCUGGGGCGGCUGCAGAUACUGGAAGCGAAGUUGGACACUCCAAGAGCUGAUUGCACCUCCAAACGUUGAAUUCUUCGACGCCAACUGGAACUUCCUCGGCGCUAAGUCUUCUCCGGGCCUUCUCGAUCUUCUUCAGACUGUCACCCGGAUCGACCAGAGCAUUUUGACAGACAGCAACGCCUUCUCAAGGGUCGCGAUCGGAGUGAGACUGUCGUGGGCGGCCGGAAGAGAAGCCACUCGCGCCGAGGACGCUGCGUAUUCUUUGGUAGGCAUUACUGGCGUAAACAUGUCCGUUAGGUACGGCGAAGGCCUAGAUCAGGCAUUUGCUCGUCUUGUGAAGAAGAUCAUUGGUGCCAACAUGGAUGGCUCGAUCUUUGCUUGGACCAGCCAUGAUGACCAGUUUGCCCGAGGACUUCUUCCGCAGUCCAUAUCCGAGUUCCGGCAUCUUGCGAACACUGUCGAUUUCCCGUUGUUGCAACAACCUUGGACUUUCGACGGCAAUGUCAUGCUCAACAGUAACGGUCUACUUCUUGACUCGCACGCAUCAUUGCAAGACUCCUCCCUCGUAUUGGAGAUCGGCCAGGCUUCCGAACAUCGACUUGGUAUACGCAUCCAAAUGUGGAAGAGAAGAUUCGUUCGAGUCAACUCACGAGACUUGGUGCGGGGUUUCAGGAGUCCGAGGCCUUGCCGAAUUCUUGCAGCCCGCAAUAUCGAUGCGGAUACAAAGCGAUCUAGUCACCUAGAUACUGACACUUGCGAAUACUCGGCCGCACCACUUGGUUCUUCUCCAACUGUCUCGCCUUGUAUCUUGGACGACGACUCUUGGAGCUCAUGUAGUUAUCCCGAGGAUACUUUGGACUUUGAAGUCCUCAGCGUCGAUGACCAGGAGGUGGAUGCUUAUGAAGACGACACGGAGGAAUUGGAUAGCCAAGUUGACAUACACGAAAGAACCUCCUUAAGUCCAGACCACCCUUAUCAAUACGAGCGCGAUGCCCUGCUACGUCACUUUAGUCAACGACAAUGCCUGCUAGAAGAUGACCUGCGAUCGACGGAAGAUGUUGUGCGGCAUAUACGGAAACGCCACUCGAAACCACCGUAUUGUCCCAAAUGCCAACUGAUUCUCGAAACACCGACGGCGAGAGACGAACAUGUUCGCAUGAAGAUUUGCGAGCUCCAACAUCCUACCAGAAUCGAAGGUAUUGAUGGAAACCAGCUGAGAAAGAUCACGAAAGUAAUGGCGAGGAGACCCAGAAGGUCGAGUGAGGCGGAGACAUGGGCACGCAUUUGCGCGGUGGCUUGUCCUGGUGCUCUUUCCUGCAUCUCGCCCUAUCUCCAAAAUGGCCUUGGCCUUGAGGUAUCAAAGGUUCGAGAUUAUUGGAACGAUAAGGGUAGGCGUUGUAUUGAGAAGUACAUGUCUGGGAGAGGGGUUCUGUGCUCCGAAGAUGAUCAUGAAAAGGGGGUGUUGAAAGCCUUUCAUGCCCUAACAAUGGCGGAUCUGGUGCAUGACAUGGUCGCCUCCUGUGGUCAUAGUUCGGAAAUUCCAUCGUUGCGAUUCUAA
This is a messenger RNA of Colletotrichum scovillei, 1908 nucleotides long. Its product is annotated as HET domain-containing protein. Bases 1 to 1908 code for a protein of 635 amino acids. The record is from RefSeq and is a predicted model, not a curated record. The transcript is spliced from 3 exons. NCBI's taxonomy places the organism in Eukaryota, Fungi, Ascomycota, Sordariomycetes, Glomerellales, Glomerellaceae.